AUGGAAUAUGUCACCUAUGGAGAUUUCCACCAACUCCUGCGGAGGAAGGGGCGUCUUGACAUCCCCAGUGCAAGAUUCUACGCCGCAGAACUUGUGUGUGGAAUUCAACAUCUGCAUUCUAAGGGCAUCAUCCACCGAGAUCUCAAGCCUUCCAACAUCCUGGUGACUGAAACGGGCCAUAUUAAGAUUGCCGACUUCGGUCUGGCACUUGAGAACAUCUAUGGAGACCGAACAGCCACAGAAUACACUGGAACACCGGGCUUCAUUGCUCCUGAGAUCCUGGCUGCGGAGGAGUACAAUGCUGGAGUAGACUGGUAUGCAUUUGGCAUCAUCUUGAACAUCAUGAUUACCAACAGCCACAAAUACCAGCGAGGACUAUUCACUUCCUCCAGCAAAGAGGCGAAGAACAUCAUUAAAAAGCUCCUCCGGGAAGAUCCUACCAGGCGUCUCGGAGUCAAUGGCAACAUCAGAGCCCACAGGUUUUUCCAGUGUAUUGACUGGGACUCGGUGGAAGCCCUUAGGAUGCGUCCACCACACAUUUCUAAACCACCAAACAACAUCCAGCGUGGCUCAAGACCAUUCAAUCUCCAAAUACUGGAAGCAGCAGAGUCUAGCAACUCAGCCUUUUCACUGGAAAACCCCGGAACAUCCACCAGCUCUUUAAUACCAUCAGAGCAAGCUGUCUUCCUAAGCCCCAAGGAGAGCUUCAGAAAGGAGAAGAUCAAGAUGGACAAGCAGGACCUGGACAAGCAGGCAAGAAACAUCAUCAUGGCAAGACUAAAGUCAGGAUCAGGACCUCAGAGGAACACCAGAGAUAUUCCUGUUCAAGAGGAUGGCCACAGAGAUGGAUGA
Molecule: messenger RNA, 852 nt
Organism: Bufo bufo (common toad)
Lineage: Eukaryota; Metazoa; Chordata; Amphibia; Anura; Bufonidae
Product: protein kinase C delta type-like
Exons: 6
Coding region: 1-852 (283 amino acids)
Biological process (GO): protein phosphorylation
Molecular function (GO): ATP binding; protein kinase activity
Source: RefSeq, a predicted model, not a curated record